AUGGCUGCACCAACUCAGGCCUAUCCACCUUGGUUGACGCCUGUUCCGUCUGUCGUCACUGAUGCUGCUGGCGAGCCAACCACAUCGACCAGCAUCGAGUACUUGCCACUCACGUACUACGGGCCAAGUAUACCAUUAGGUACACUCUGGGUCUAUGGUGGCUCCCUCUCGCCUGUAUUCAGCAUCACGACUCUCGCAUCAACCACGAUUACAGCAACCAUUGCUCCUACCACUUCCCCUACGACUAUCUCUGCGAUACCAACGACCUCUAUAACGACUUCCUCCCCCGAAAUGCCCUCUUCCUCCUCCCUCUCCUCCUUUACCUCUGCGAUACCAACGACUUCUAUAACGACUUCCUCCCCCGAAAUGCCUCCUUCCUCCUCCCUCUCCUCCUCCUUUUCUUCCACUACUGCCACUUCUACCACUUCUCUUCUUACGACCUCAUCUGCUUCUGUAUCAUCUCAUCUAACAUCAUCAUCUACAUCAUCUUCAUCUAUCCUACCAACACCUACUGUAACUCCGGCUGGCAACCUUUCCAGAGGCCAACUAAUCGGGAUCAUCGUCGCUGGCAUCCUGACCCUCAUCUUCAUCUUUGCAUGUCUCAUCUUCUUCUGGCUCUGUUACAAGCAACGUAGGAACAGGAAUUCGCGCACCCGAUUCUCGUACAUCACGCCCAUUGACGAAGACUAUUUCGUCAUCGGUCCUGGCGGGCGCUCACCAGGAGAAGGCUCUCCAAGACAUAGCGGUGAAGAAGCAGAUCCCUUCUUGCAGCGUAGCAGGGGCCCCAUCGCAGGUCCCUCUGGAACUCAGACUCAAGAAAUGACGCAGGUUGGCCCAGAGCUUGGCGUUCGCUCUCCCCCAAGAAUGCCUUUGCCUCCCACCGGCAGUCUUUCAUCUUCCGGUUCCUCAUCCACCGGUGCUUCUGGGUACGGCGUGCUCCUUGACCGCCCCAGCUUGGGCUUGCUACCAUCUACGCCCGAAGAAAAUGUGGGGGAACAUGAGCCACUUUCAUCGCAUGAUAUGCAACGUAUUCAGAACGAGUCCGUGCUCCCGUCUGAUCAAGACCAACCCGACGAAGAGUACACAGGUGCCUACGCGUACUCGAAUUCGCCUCUGCUCCCUCCCCCUCGGUUGGUUGACCCAGAAACAGCUUACCGUCCCAUGGACCCACUUCGACCCCCGUUCAAGAGCAGCCCAUCUCACCUCUCGCAUCAAAGUUCUUAUCCUCUUGAUGCCGAGGAAGCUGUGACACUCACUGCGCGCCGAGUAAGAGUUGAAAGCGUCUCGCCACAUUACUCACCGCUCAGUACCGGGUCCCCUGCAGGCCCAAGCACCAGUGGUAGUGGCCUCCUCGACGCUCUCAGGCUGAGUGGGCUCGGCCGAUUCAGCUGGUUCAAUACCUCUUCUGAGCCCAGACAUUCUACGCACUCGCAGGACUACACCGUUGAGCCGUUCACUGAUGCGGAUUUUGAGCAAGGACGGCUGAGGAAUCCAAACUUGGGCCAACAGCAGGUUGGAUUGGGACCGGAUGGGGUUAGGCCGACGUCGAAUAUCAGCGCGAGGAGUGCAGCGUCAGGCGGUACUGUGUAUCAUGAUGCAUAUUCGUCUGCCCCUAGUACACCGGUGUUGGCGCUUCCACCAAGGGCUGUGACGCCUCCUGAGGUUCCUGCAGGCGAGCAAUCGUGGUUGUCAGGAUCGUCGUCUGCUCCACCACCGGCUUACGAGGAUCCCUACUCUGACCCAGCUCCAGGUGGGACAAGCUUCUCUACGCAGACUGGAACUGGGGAUAUUCUGGACACGCCCGCCCCUCCUUCUGCCAUCCCACAUUUUGUGAGCUCGACCUCGUUGAGAGAUUCGAACACUACCAGCAGCAUUGCGUUGAGGAACCAUCCUUAUCCACCUGGCUUGGCGUUAGUUUCACCCAAGGCGUGGGCGAACUCGGAUUUGUCGUCUACGGCGUCUGGAUCCCCUGUUCAUCUUGUGUCACCGCAUAUGGACUCGCCGGGUGGGGCUGAUGUGACGAUUGAUAUUGAUAUCUUGGAAGAGGAACCCCCGAAUGCGGGAGAAGGAUGGAGGACGAUGGCUUCUGGAUUGUUUGGGCCUGCUGGAAGGCGGACGACGUUUGGUUUGCCCCAAUAUGUAUACCAACCAGACUUUUUGUCCGAACAAGGCUCACUCCACUCUAUGCGCUCACACAUGGCUCCAUCGUCAAGGUCGACCGGGUCUGCAUCUGCUUCGCGACGCGAGAUGGGUGGUUCCUUUGGCUCGAACUCGUCCAGACCUUCUGCGUACUCCGCUGUAUCCGCUACACACAACUCUCUAAGCCGACAAGGAAGCCUAGGCUCCGACGGGUUUGGACGUCGACGCGUCGGUGGCCCUAUUUCUCCAGCCCUCUCAGCUCUAGGGCCAAUGUACCGCCGCUCUCAGUGGAUGGCUGGGUCUGGAUCUGAUUCCCUUUCCGGUUCUGGGUCAGGUGGAUCCGGGUUUGGGCUGGCGUCUGUUGUGGAGCAACAGCAACCUGCGCCUGCUGCGAUGGUUGGACCUCCACCUUCUGCGCAUGUGUCUCCUGACAGGAGUACGAUAAGGACUGUUACUUCUGGAUCGGCGACUUUGAGGGAUGAUGAGAGGAGGACGACGGCUAGUCCGCCGUUGAGUCCUUCGUUUGCGCCGUGGGCUGUGGGAUUGGAUCAGGAUUGGACACCAGCGUGAGGCGUUAGGU
Messenger RNA from Laccaria bicolor S238N-H82, 2719 nucleotides. RefSeq lists its product as uncharacterized. Lineage: Eukaryota; Fungi; Basidiomycota; Agaricomycetes; Agaricales; Hydnangiaceae. The record is from RefSeq and is a predicted model, not a curated record. The transcript has 3 exons. The coding region runs from base 1 to 2709 and encodes 902 amino acids.